AUGCCAUUUAGUUUGCUAGUAUUUGGUGUCUCUCAUCAGAAAUAUGACCUUCAAUGGAAAAAAUAUUCUGAAAUUUGCUCAAAACCAAAGCUGGGUGGUUAUCCUACUUGUGAGGUUGGAUUAAUAAUGUACAACCCUAAUCCAAGCCAAGGUAGGAGCAUCCACUAUAUCAAUUGGACAAACAAUAUGGAUCAGUUUUUAGCAUUGCUGCCGUUUUUAUCUUUCAAAGGACAUAAUCUAAAUCAUACCGCAGCAGAGGGUUUAGCAGAAGCUUUAGGGAUGUUCCCAAGAGAGAGAAUGACAGAAAAAGAAUACUUCGAGUGUGAAAGGCAUUGCGUUCUUGUGCCAACGGGUGAACCUGUUGCUGAGAGAAUGUUAGUGCCUUUGCCUAGGGUUCAUGAUGGAAAAUUUAUCCAUGGACAAAUCAGGAUUCUACUUGCCAACUUUCUAGACGUGGCAAAAAUGUUUGUCCCGCUCAGGAUAAGCCUUUCUGUCAUCACUCCAACCCUACAUCCACUUUUUGUAUCCAUUUUCAAUGAGGGAAAUUCUCUCGAUAAAAGCACCCCCAUCAUGGACUACGGAAAUGGUCACAUUACUGUUUUAUUGUCAAAUAAUUUUAAGGAGGCAAAGAAUGUUCAUUACAGCAAAGGAAUAGAAUCAAUGAAAACCACAACUUCUAUUCCCAUAAAUUUCUCUAACACUCAUCAAGGAGACCAAUACUCGGCAAAUAGCAUGAACAUUGGACAGCCAAGCAUUCAGGGUUUCCAAAAUGUUAGACGUGUAAGUAUAAAAUUGUUGUGGCGUUUUCCGUCUUGUUUGUGUUGGUUCAUUACUUACUUUGUCUGA
Vigna unguiculata (cowpea) is the source of this 846-nucleotide messenger RNA. The record is from RefSeq and is a predicted model, not a curated record. NCBI's taxonomy places the organism in Eukaryota, Viridiplantae, Streptophyta, Magnoliopsida, Fabales, Fabaceae.